UUUAUCACAUGGCCGAAGCCGAACCACAUGUCCCUCCGGACACAUGGGUCAUGGGUUCGGACCGAAUAGCCGUCGUCAUUCGCUUUCCCUGCAAUUAGCUUUUGAGUUUCCAACGAAUGCAUUAUGCAUUAAUGACGGCUUAUAAUAUCUCCAUCACCGAUAACUAAUCUUUCUCCUUUUUCCUCUUUCUUGGAACCCAGGGUUUCUCAACUAUUUUUCCUCUGACCGCCAAUCCAAGAAAUUUUCAACCAGUAUUCUUUACCACUACCAUCUGCAAUCCCACAGCAAAAUCCUUACGUGGGCGUACAGGAGAUGAUGUCUGUAAGGGGGCUGACCCGGGUAUCGAGGUCGGCUUGCGCCCGUUGUCGAUGGGUCUACUCUUCUUUGGGCACUUAUGCCGACCCGCCAUUGCUCCAGAACUCCUCUCACUUUCGCUCCCCUGUUCAAGCUUCUCAAGAGGUUUUGGGUUGCAGAGUUAUUUAUUCUUGGGUUUCAAGUGCCCUGAGUAGUGUAGGACAACAGGCUCACAUUCAGAGCAGCUCUGCUGUUGAGGAGCAACUAGAUCCAUUCUCUCUUGUUGCCGAUGAAUUGUCCAUUCUUGCAAAUCGCUUGAGGUCCAUGGUAGUUGCUGAGGUUCCCAAACUUGCCUCUGCUGCGGAGUAUUUUUUCAAAAUGGGGGUUGAAGGGAAAAGGUUUCGACCCACUGUUUUAUUGUUGAUGGCAACUGCUUUAGAUGUACAGAUGCCCAGACAUCCUGCCGAUGCUGCGAUUGAUACCUUGUCCACAGAGUUGCGGUCUAGACAACAAUGUAUUGCUGAGAUCACAGAAAUGAUACAUGUAGCUAGCCUCCUGCAUGAUGAUGUGUUGGAUGAUGCUGAUACAAGAAGAGGGAUUGGUUCAUUGAAUUUUGUGAUGGGAAAUAAGUUAGCUGUAUUGGCCGGAGAUUUCCUGCUGUCCAGAGCUUGUGUGGCACUUGCCUCUUUGAAAAACACGGAGGUUGUGUCCCUCUUGGCUAAAGUUGUGGAGCAUCUAGUAACUGGCGAAACCAUGCAAAUGACUACUACAUCAGACCAGCGUUGCAACAUGGAAUAUUAUAUGCAGAAGACAUACUAUAAAACUGCCUCAUUGAUUUCAAAUAGCUGCAAGGCCAUUGCCCUUCUUGCUGGACAAACAGCAGAAGUGUCAAUUUUGGCUUAUGAGUAUGGAAAGAACUUGGGAUUGGCUUACCAAUUAAUUGAUGAUGUCCUCGAUUUUACUGGCACGUCAACUUCACUUGGGAAGGGUUCCUUGUCUGACAUUCGCCAUGGAAUUAUUACUGCUCCUAUAUUGUUUGCUAUGGAGGAGUUCCCUGAGCUGCGCACUGUUGUCAAUGAAGGAUUUGACAGUUCUGCGAAUGUGGAUCGUGCUCUAGAAUAUCUUGGGAAGAGUCGUGGAAUUCAGAGAACCAGGGAGCUGGCAGCAAAGCAUGCUAGCCUUGCCUCAGCUGCUAUUGAUUCAUUUCCAGAGAACAAUGACGAGAAUGUCCAAAGGUCGAGGAGGGCACUUGUAGAAUUAACACAUAGAGUCAUCACCAGAACAAAGUAAGACACACCGAUGAUUAUCUCAGGCCACAGAGACAAAGCAAGUGUAGGAAAGUUUUGUCUUUUCUUCUUCUACAGUCUUCCUUCAUCACCAAUAGAUGAGAACUGAUAAUUUGUUAUAUCAUCAUUUGAUUGGUAUUCAUUAUUUUGCUUGAAAUAAACGUCUGCCAAUUAAAACUCACUCAAACCGGGCAAGAUCUGAUGUAAAGUAUGUAGAAGAUGUGGUAUUACCCCAAGAUUUUGCUAGUCGAUGCAUCAUGCAUGGGAUAUUUAUUCAUAUUACACGACUGUAUUGGAGUUAUCGAUCUGGAGGGUCAUUUACGUCAUCUAUGAGUUUGUUUUAUUUGUUGUCUA
Sesamum indicum (sesame) is the source of this 1934-nucleotide messenger RNA. RefSeq names its product geranyl diphosphate synthase 1 (gene GPS1). The record is from RefSeq and is a predicted model, not a curated record. Gene Ontology annotation, molecular function: prenyltransferase activity. Gene Ontology annotation, cellular component: transferase complex. Gene Ontology annotation, biological process: ubiquinone biosynthetic process; isoprenoid biosynthetic process. NCBI's taxonomy places the organism in Eukaryota, Viridiplantae, Streptophyta, Magnoliopsida, Lamiales, Pedaliaceae.